AAAAUAUUAGAAUUAUUGUCAAAAAAGCGUGGGGUGCUCAACGUAUGAGAAAUGUGGAACAAAGCACCCCAGCGUGUAUUUUAGUUUUUUUAAACUAUAUUUAUUUGCGUUCUUUCUUAAGUCUUUUGGAGGGAGGGGACACCACUGUGUAUGUUAAGGGCCCCAUACACUACGGUGAAACACGACGGUUUUCACCGCCACGAUGAAACACGUCGUGCCAAAACCGAAGUGUGUGGUAGAAAACCGUCGUGUUUCACCGUCGGUUUAAAAUUCAGUCCGAGCUUGAUUUUUGGCACGACGGUUCAAGAUUUCGUUCUAAAACCGUUGUAUGUGGUUCAGCCGUCCAAAUGGACAUGUUUUUUCCAGUGACGUACGCAGUGUUUGUUGUUGAAUUUAUUGACAUUUAAUUUUUCUGAAUUAUGAUUUUUUUAAUUUUAAUGGAAAAUCAUUUCAAUUUUGUAGAAAAAAUAAUGGUAAUUCGAGCGCAAAGUGAUAUUGUCGAAUAUUGCAGAACAUGUUUCAGGAAUAAUUCGUCCUAAGGCCUGUGCGGAAAUAGCUGCUGUAAAUUUAAGGUCUUCAUAACUUCUUCCCGUUGCUAAGUACCGCAAUGUAGCGGUAAGUCUUUCAUACGGUCCAAUUGCUUUUCUUAAGUGGGUACUUUUUUUUCCAUUAGAGGAGUUACCAAUUUCAAUAAUUCCAGAUAUGUAUCUUCAUCCAUCCUUAAAUAAUUAAACCAAUCGCUUGGAUUCAGUUUCAAUUCUUGCAACAAAUUCACAUGAGAAAACGAUUUUCUUUUUAAUAGCCAGUCUUUAGUCCACACUGUACGCUUCUUUUUUUUUGUUUUUUACAAGAACCGCAGCUGCCGCCGCCACUGCUUAAAGCUGCGACUUGUUCGCGGAAAAAACUGCCAAAAAAUCACGUAGUGUGCGGUGAAAACAGGCCGACGAUGAAACACGACGUGUUUCCUCGCGGCGGUGAAAACCGUCGUGUUUCACCGUAGUGUAUGGGGCCCUUUAGUAUGUGUGUAAUGCAUGCAGUUCGAUGAAGGUUUCACUUCUACCGCGUGUGGACUGCACAGGAUUUUUUUUAUUUCAAAAACUUUCUUGAUGUCUUAGCUUUGUUACAUUCGCUGAUAGUAUGGCAAAAAUCCUUAAAACAAAAAAGUUUCUCGCUUACUGAAAAAAGUACUGCAUAAAAAGUGUAAGUUGAAUUUUUACCUAGUUUUACGAAAAAAGCGAGUUUUUUAGAAAAACAAAAUUAUCUUGGUGAUUUUCGCUAACAUAUUGUCAACUAGCUGCUUGGGAAAGGAGGACCCGGUAUUCAACCUUAUUAAUUUAAUUGCCGAUUCGGUCGGAUGUUUAUUGCAAUUCAGCAAUAAAUUGAUAUAAAUUGCGCUGCAAGCCGCAGCAAAGGCAGACUUAAACCAGUGCAAGUACCUCUCGUUGUGACAAUAUUCCCUCUGGAAUUAGAAAAAAAAAAUAUGAAAUUAUCUCAAUUAGUUCCGGAGAUAUCGCGAUGUAUGUGUGAUAAAGUAUGAAAACAAAAUUUUGACAAAUUUACGACAUUUUUCGAUAUAAAAAUUGUUGGACCUACGAAAAAAUGUUGUAAUUGGCCAUUUCAGGUGGCCAUGGACCUAUUCUAUCGAUCUGUGAAGGUCUCAUGUAGCUAUACCUUGAAAAAAAAAUUUGCAACAUUUUUGCCGUUUUUUCAGUCUACUAAUUAUUCAGUAGCACAAGCAGGGUUACUGUUUUGUAUGUACCGGGUGAUUGUCUAUAUUUUGCACCCACACCUAUCUCACCUGUUUGAAGAGAUGCCCAGAAAUGUCAAAUAUGGAAGUUGUAGGUAAUAUCAGAAAGUUUCCAAUGAUGUUAGUAACAAGUAUACAGGGUGUGGCACAAAAGUGUGGCGAAGCAAAGUUGUACUUUUUUAAAUGGAAAACCCCAUAUAUUAUUGUCCCAUUGGAUUAACCAUUCAAACCUGAUUUCAAAUAUACUAGGUUUUUUAGGGUUUAUUCCUAUUAGUCCAGGAGAAAAUAGGACAAAGAGGGGUAGAAUAAUUGCAUUUUUAUUCAAAAAGGUAAAGUAUAGAGACCACCAGCAGAAUAUAAAGGUAAUCAUUCACGUAAAAAAUCCAUAUUAUUUCUUCAAAAUGGGAUACUGAGAGGCUGGACUAUGAGGAAUAAACCUAAAAAACCUAGUGUAUUUGGAAUCAGGUUUGAAAGUCCAAUGGGACAAUAAUAUACGGGGUUUUCCAUUUAAGAAAGUAUAGCUUUGCUUCGCCACACUUCUGUGACACACCCUGUAACUUGUAACUAAACAUCAUUGAAAACUUUCCGAUAUCACCUACAACUUUCAAAUUUGAUAUUUCUGGGUAUCUCUUCAAACACGUGAGGAGAUAGGUGUGGGUGCAAAAUAUAGACAAUCUUUCGGUACAAGCUUGAAGGUAAGAGAAUUUCAAAUGAAAUUUCAACGUGCCUUUUGAUUUUCCUGCAGAGCUUACCUGGAAACGUGAAGCAUGUUGCAAUGUUCUGUGACUGCUGUUCAGGACAAAAUCGGUGCAUGUUGCAGCAAGCCAUUUACAAGAGAAGGUACCAGUCUGGAAAUAAUUGACCUGAAAUUUCUAGAAGGUGGCCACACACAAAUGCAUGCAACUAUAGGUAGCCCUAAGCAAUCUUCAAAUACUCAACCAAACUUAAAUUUGAUAUAGUGACAAAUUCAAACAAAGCACAAAAUGCAUAAUGGUGAUGUCUUGAAUUCGUGAGAAAUAGGUAAAAUGGAUACUUUUCACAAAAGAAUCUCCAAAUAAUUGCUAUAAGAAAAAAUUCUGGAAUGAAAAUUCCAAAAAGUUAAGAAAGACAACGUGGAAAACCUCCAACUAUAAUAGAAUAGAUGUAUCUUCUCCAAAAGCCUAAAAAAACCUUGCCACUGGAAAAAAAAGUUUAACGAUUUAUUCACAAUGUGCAGUGGCUAGUACUGAUAUCAAAGGGAUAUCAUGCUUUUCAUAAAUCGCUGCCCUCAAUAGAAAGGCAGGACGAAGAGAUCAUUGUUCGUUGCAAUUACUUAGAUCAAAACCUUGAAGAUGUCCAGAAAAAGCAAAAAAUGAACUGUUUUUCAUUUCUUUCAAAUGAGUAGUGCUUACCAUAAUUUAGAAUCAGUUUUGUUCAAUGCAUUAAAUACUUUGUUUUAAUUUGUAUCUUUCAGCUUGUUUUGCCACCAAUAAAUGUUUCGAGAGUCUGACGCCCAAUAACUUCAAAACAGCAUACUGGCCUAGAUCCGGGCCUGUGUGAGAGUGCAAAAUAAACAAGUACCUUUUUCGUCAAAGGAAAACAGAUUAAAAUUUAUUCCAACCCAGCUUUUACGGAUUUGCUGUCGCUAUCAACGCAGUUGCCGACCGGCCUGUUAAUUCUAAUCUAGAAUUGAUAAACAAUUCUGAAAACCACAAUAUGAUUAUUUGUCCAUUUGUUCAUGCUACAAAAUCAAAAGUUCUCUUUGUCUCGGAUAAAAAAGUUCUUUGUGUGUGACAAUAAGUUCCUUUAUGAUAAUAAAUAUUGAAAUUGAGCCUAUUCAUUUGAUGUUAUUCAUUCAGUACUGAUACGAGAACCAAAGUCACCCUACUGUAAAUAUGCUUGUGAUAAAUUAUAUUGUAUUGUGCUUUAUUAUCACGUUGUCCUUUGGAUUGCAAUGUAGAGAUGAAAAUAAUAAUCCUGUAGACUGGUAUGUGAUCUAUAAAUUACCAAAACAAGCCGCACACAAAAAUGACUUCAUUAAACAAGGUCUCGCUUUCAUGUACAUGACAUCAAACGAUUAUUCCAAAUGGACUCUAUCUAAAGUUAACAUAAAUGAUACUAGUUCUAUGGUUGCACAUACCCUAAGUGGAUUGUAUAAUAACAAAGAGGAAAAUCUUUACAUUGUCUACAAUGACCAACCUCCAUGUGAAAGAUUUGAAAGGACAGCAAGUCAAGGACAUACUAAAGGUGUAGUUAUGAGUGAUGUGAAUGAAGGUUUUUUGCUUACACACUCAGUCCCACAUUAUCCUUAUAAUUUAGAACAUUACGAAUAUCCUACAACUGGAACACAUUAUGGACAGAGUUUUUUAUGUAUUAGUUUAGGAAUGAAAUAUUUAAAUAUUAUUGGUCUACAAUUACAAUACAAUGAGCCUCACAUUUUUGCCCAAAACACACCGGAAUCUUUAAAAAACAUUUUGCCAGAACUAUUUAAAGCUGCUAAUCAUGAAACUGUUAAAAUGUCUCCUUGGUUUAAUGUAGAGAAUAUUACUUCAUUGGGAGGCACUAAAUUUACGUCUUUUGCAAAAUCAGGCAAAUUUGACAAAGACCUAUAUGCCAAUUUAGUUGGUGCCUAUUUACAAAGCAAUUUAUAUGUUGAAACUUGGCCAAAUGAACCUAAUAGAUUACCAUCAGAUUGUGAUGGAAAUUUCCAUGUAGACAAUAUUCUAUCAAUAUCGGUACCAGAACCAUCAAUCUCAUUUAAAACAGCAUCAGAUCAUUCAAAAUGGGCCGUUUCUACAGUGAAUGAUUCCUUAAAAUGGCUUUGUAUAGGGGAUAUCAACCGGGCUGAAAAGCAAACAAAAAGAGGUGGGGGAACAACUUGUAUAAAUAAUGAAAAACUGGCAAGUCAAUACUUGAACAUUGUGUCAUCAGUAGAGCAAUGUAAAAGUGAACAUUUUUAUGAAAUAAUUUCUAACUCGAUUGAAUAAGGUUAUUUUAAAUAAGUGUAUUCAAUUUAUAAUACUUUUUUAUACAUACACAGAAAUAUCUUAAUAGAAGAAAUUUAAAAAGAAUGUUACAUCUAAAGGAUGGAAUUUUAUAAAUAUAAUAUAUAUAGAUAAUUUUGCUCGGUGUUUGAACAUCAAAUACCUAUUUAUUUUAAUCUCAAUUAAAAAGUAAGAUUCUUCUUAUUUAAGUAAAUUAACAAAAUAAUAACAGCCCUAAGUUAUAAAUGCAUAUUUAUGUGCACUAAUAAGUUCAUACAUACCUAAAGGAGUAAAUCUUACCAUUUUAUUGAAUUUAUUAUGCUUACCUAGUCAGUAAUAUAUUUAGAGAUAAAAUUUUAACUAGCUGUAUGUGAUAUUACUAGCCAUGAAAUAAUAAAGUAAAAUAGUCCAAUUGGAUAUACUGCUAAUAAUUUUCUGCCUGGUUUCUGACUAUCCCCCAGAAAAAUCAUUG
Messenger RNA from Ceutorhynchus assimilis (cabbage seed weevil), 5182 nucleotides. The record is from the annotation of a GenBank genome assembly. NCBI's taxonomy places the organism in Eukaryota, Metazoa, Arthropoda, Insecta, Coleoptera, Curculionidae.